This is a messenger RNA of Sphaeramia orbicularis (orbiculate cardinalfish), 2086 nucleotides long. RefSeq names its product FA complementation group G (gene fancg). Gene Ontology annotation, molecular function: protein binding. The coding region runs from base 67 to 1935 and encodes 622 amino acids. The record is from RefSeq and is a predicted model, not a curated record. The transcript has 14 exons. NCBI's taxonomy places the organism in Eukaryota, Metazoa, Chordata, Actinopteri, Kurtiformes, Apogonidae. Gene Ontology annotation, cellular component: Fanconi anaemia nuclear complex. Gene Ontology annotation, biological process: interstrand cross-link repair.
UAAACAGGACGGACGAGGGAAAGUUUAAACAAAUGACUACAAACGUAGGACAAAACAACUGCUGUAAUGGCACAUAAAUUAUAUAAACCCGUUUCUUUGUUGGAUACAUGGAUCCAGGAAAACAACAACCUAGUAAACAAAUGGAAGCAGCAAGAGGGGGGAAUGAAUACUUGGAACCAAGACCAGAGCAACCUCAAAUGCCUUUCCUCUGAGUUUCACAAACUUUUAAUGAAAAUCCAAGGUGUGCCGCUUCUUGCGGAUCACGCUCAGCUGGAGCUGACAGUGAUGUACAAUGCCUGUGUGUACUCUGUUGCUCUAUCACAGUUUUCAGAAGCAGAACUGCUGUUCGCACAAGCCACAGAGAGAGUUCUUCAGAUGAGGGGGGAGAAACCUGUCACUUCAGACCCUCCUGUGUUUUGGAGAAAAAUCAUGAAAUCACUGAAAGACACAGAUUUAAAUGCCUCAAUCCACUGGCUUCUCUGUCUGCAGUGGGCAGUCUGGUUGGCGACGUGCAGGCUAAAAAUGAUCCUGGAACUUCAGGAGGAGUUGUCUUCUGCAUUAGACUUGCUCUGUACUGAAGUAUGUGAUGACAGGAGGAGGAAGGGGAAGUCACCUGACACUCCACUGUUGGUGUUGGACCCAAGAAGGCUUGUUGAGUUAUUGCGUGUCUGCACUUUAAUUGCUCAUGGUGCAGAAAAACUGAGUGAGGGUGAGAGUUCAGAAGCACUAAACGAUCUGCAGAACGCUUCCUCCCUGCCAGCUCCCAGGACUCUAGUAGCCUACACACACCUCCUGUCAGGCUCCUGCUUUGCACACAUGAGCCACCCUCAGAUGGCACUGCAGUGUUACAGGAAGGCACUGGAAACUGAUUGUCAUUGUGUAAGCGCUCUUUAUCAGAGCAUGCUCGUCUACAGACAACUGAGAAACACACCUGCUGAGAUACAAGCGCUUCGGUUGCUGCACUCAGCUUUGAUGUUGCCAUCUGCUACGGAGCCUGUUAUAGCAGGUACCCAUCUCCUGUCCCAAUCUCUACUGCUCUGCAGCCAAUCCCUGAGCAGCUUCCUCUCAGUCCCCUCUGCCCUCUCUGUCCUUCACAGUCUGGCUUUGAAGUGUGUGCUCCAUGGAAGGGUGUCAGAGGGAGUAGAACAUUAUCUGGACCUGCUGGCUGUUCUUCACUCAGAAGAUCAACAUCAAGUGAGUUCUAAGGCUCCUCACCUCCCUAGGCUACCUGAACUCUACCUUGAGGCUGGUGCUGCCUUGCUCAUGGUCCAGCGGCCGGAUGAUUGCAUUACACUGUGUGAGGAAGUAAUCAACACAACACAGGACCUCCUGCCAGAGAGGGUGGUUUUAGAGGAGCCAGAGCAGAAGGGUGAGGCCAUAAAUGGGGAUGUGUGUGCAGAGCAUGAGGACAAGGUGGAGAUGCUUCUCUGGUCCGGGGCCGCGUAUCUCCUCCAGGGACACUGCCACACUCAUCUGAAGGACUGGAAACAAGCCAUGACUCACUACACAAGAUGUAUGAACCUGCUGAUGAAGGUGCGCUUUAAAAAGAUAGGAUGUCAGCCACAGAUCCUGAGUGCAGACAUGGUUGAUGAGCAGGGCACAGACCUGUGUGUCCUCCAGAGGCUGAAGGGUCUUUCACUCUGUGGUAGAGGCAUCUGCUUCAUACAGACAGAUCAGCUCAGAGAGGCACUGAGAGACCUUCAGCUCAGUCUGCAGGCAUUCCCAGAGUGUGUGGGUGCUGGCCUGUGGUGUGGUGAAGUACUGUGGAGGCUUGGCAGGAGACAGGAGGCAGCAGCCUGUUGGGAAAAGACGUGGAGCUUCACCACACAAUCCACCGCUGAGAAUAUUCGAUUGUACUUGCAGGAACCCCAGACUGGCCCUUUGCUGGACUCCAUAGAGCUUCGACAGAAAAUACAGGAACUUGUUCCAACUUAACUGGACUAAAGAAUUCAUACUGAAAAGAAAGAUUUGUCUGAGUCACCAUAAUGCAACCUAGAGCCUCAGAAAUCAUGUAUCAGCUUGGACAAAAAAUAAAGCAUUCUUAAAGAACUUAUUUUGUUUAUGAAUAAAAAUGCAUUGUGAUUGG